This is a messenger RNA of Cannabis sativa, 2785 nucleotides long. RefSeq names its product nonsense-mediated mRNA decay protein 2-like. NCBI's taxonomy places the organism in Eukaryota, Viridiplantae, Streptophyta, Magnoliopsida, Rosales, Cannabaceae. Bases 2225 to 2785 code for a protein of 186 amino acids. The transcript has 2 exons. The record is from RefSeq and is a predicted model, not a curated record.
UUUAUACUGUUUUUUUUUUUUUUUGGCAGUUUACUGCCUUGAAACUUUAGCCGUGUAAGGGACUUCUCAUUGCCACUUGUCACGAUAGGGUUUUGCCACGUUUAUUUUUUUUUUUUAAAAAAAUAUUUUUAAUUGUUUGAUUUGACGGUUAUGUGUUCUGAUCAAAAAGGUAUUGUAUUUAUGUAUUUUUCUUUUAUUUUUUUUUAUUAUUUUCGAAUAUAAAUUUUGUAAUUGUAAAUCUCUCUCACCUCAACUGUUCAUCUUCUUCCCCAUUUUCAGUUUUCUUAUACGGUUGUAGUAGUGGGUGGUUUUUUCAUUAUAAAAAAUUUCAAAUCCCAUCCCACUAUCUUAAACUUCCCUCUCAUUUUCCCUCCCAUUUUUAUUAUUUUUGUCUAUAAAUACCUUCAUAGUUCUUGAUAAUGGUCGUUACUCGUUCAUCACCAUCUCCGGCUAAAGUUACAAAACCCACAAAACAAUCGCAGAAAACCAGACCCAAAUCAAAAAUGGGUAAAAAAAAUCUGAAAGAGAACCCUCCUAGCCCCACUUCUCCUUCUGUUAAAAGAAAAACCAUUGCUGGACCUUCGAAGAACACUCGAGGAAAAAGACCUCGAACUGUUGUUGAAAAUUCAGACUCAGAUUUUGAGUUGGAUUCUGAAUUUCUUAAGUCGCCUGUUUCUGUUAAGGUAUUUUACUAUUUAUCUGUUGUUGUUUUUGAGGUUUUUUGUUUUUUUUGUUAAAUUUGAUUUUUGAAGUUCAUAUAUAUGGGUAUUUGUUUGUUUUUGUUUAUGUAUUUGUAAUUGUUUUAUAUAUAUUGUUUGAUUUAUUUAUGUGUUUUUGUUAAUUUUUAAUUUGUUGUUUUGUUGGUGUUGUUUUGUUUUAUUUUAGGGCAAGGGUAAAUCCCCUGUAAAGGUGUUGCCAUCAUCAGGUGUUUCUGAAGAAAUUUCUGUUAAUAGGAUUGUUGAGGUUUGUCAUGUUAUGCAUUUUGUUCUAUUUUUUUUUUAUUGUUUUUUAGUUGUUGUUAUUUUCGUAGUGUUUUAUGGUGUUUUAUCAGUGUUUUUAUUGUUCUGUUUUUUAGGAUUGGGAAUGCAAGUACACCCGAUUUCAAUUCUAUCAUUCUAGAGUAGUAACAUCUAGGUAUUACUCUGUACUUGGUGACAUUAAGAGAAUUUUAACUAAAAGCCAAUUGGAAAUUUUUUCAAAAUCUGUGUUUGGUUAUUUUCUUCGAAUUCCUGAGUACAUAAUUCAUUAAUUGCUUCAUUGUUUGCUGUUGAGGGAGGUUCAGCAGCCUAAUGGGUUGGAGUUUUAGGUUUGUGUCCAAGGGAAAUACCUUAGGUUUAGUAUCGAAGAGUUUGCGUUGGUCACGGGGUUAGAUUGUCAUGUUGAUUCUGAUUUUUAUCAGUUUAAGCAAGAUGAUAAUGAAUUGGUCAAACAUUGUUUUAAGGGGUACAAAAAAAUUACCAAGGGUGCUAUUCAGACUGCUUUUAUUGCUGACAAUCUUAAGGAUAACGACGAUCUUGCAGUCAAGUUGGCUGUAUUGUAUUUUGUGCAGUGUUAUUUGUUAGGUGGUCCCCCGGGUAAAGUUGUUUCGUCUGAGGAAAUAGAUGUUGUCGAUAGUGGUCGAUAUAAUGAAUUUGGGUGGGGCAAGCAUUGUUUUGAUAUCACUAUGCAUUCUUUGAAGGGUAAGAUAGAUUCUGGUUAUAAGAGGGUAGUUCGUAGUCACGAGGAUGGUGGGUAUUACAGGUUAUUGGGUUUUCCUUUGGCUAUUCAAUUCUGGUUUUUCGAGUGUUGCCCGUAUGUUAUUGGGAAACUGUCCUUGUACUCAAAUGUUGGCAUUCCAAGGAUUUUGAAUUGGCCUAAAUUACCCAAGGACAAGGAGGGUAUGGUGAAAAUGGAUGUCAUGAACACCCUCAUUUUCGAUCGGUCUUUGAAAGAGGUAAUCCUGUUGUUUUUUACACUAUUUCCACUGUUGUUUUAAUGUUGUUUUUGUGUACAUUAUUUAUACUUUAUUUUUUUAUUGUUGUUGUUAUUUUAUAAUUUCAGUUUCAUGUGCAUAUUGUUUUUUGUUGGUUUUUGUUGUUUCAGUUAAAAUUAAGAAACAUCACUCCAACUUCCGUUGAGAGAUUGAGUUUGAGCCUCACUGAUUUUUUUCUCUGGUGAGACUACUCCCGAGGCUGUAAAAUUCAAAAUUAAAGGUGGUUCCAAGCCUGCUGGUCAACCUGGCUUGAUGGGUUCUUCUUCAUCAUCUGCUCAUGAGAAUGUCUCCCGAGUUGAGUUUGAGGAAUUUAAAAAGUGUUUAUCUGUUGUUGUCAGCCAGCAAGGGAUUCUUAUGAAAUCUGUUGCUGAGAUGAACAAGAAGCUGGACAUUCUUAUUGAGUCAUCCCAAGGUGGUCUUACUCACAAUGGAUCUCAGUCUGAAGAUGCUCUUCGUACUUCAGAAAAUGAGGAUGAUGAAGAUUCCACUUUGGAGGAAGACGAGGAUGAUAAAUUCGACGAUGACAAAGGAGAUGAUCAUCAUGACGAUGAAACUGAUGAUGAUGAUGAUGAUCUGGGUGGAGAUGGUGUUGGUGCUGGUCAGGAUGAGGCUCACACGGGCGAUGUUCGUAACGAUGAGGGUGUUGUUGUCCCCGAGGUUGUUUCGAGGGAUGAUGAUACCGGCAAGGUGGAUGAUGCCAAGAAUUCUGACCCUGUGGAACCUAUUGCAGAGAUCAAACAGGUGUAUUUCUUGUUUGGACAUCAUUUUUUUGUGCUUUUUUGUGUGGAUUUCUGUGUUUUGUGUUUGUUUUAA